Gossypium raimondii (Peruvian cotton) is the source of this 1723-nucleotide messenger RNA. RefSeq names its product mitochondrial carrier protein MTM1. Bases 385 to 1431 code for a protein of 348 amino acids. Gene Ontology annotation, biological process: mitochondrial transmembrane transport. The record is from RefSeq and is a predicted model, not a curated record. Lineage: Eukaryota; Viridiplantae; Streptophyta; Magnoliopsida; Malvales; Malvaceae. The transcript is spliced from 8 exons.
UUACCGUUGUGAUUUAUUACUGAUGCUGCCUACGUUAUGGUUUCACCGCUCGCCGUCAAGACUUGGAUCGGCUGACUCACCGCGAGUAGCGCCUUGUUUCAAGCGCAGAGUAGAAAUGAAAGCCCUACAAUACCCCUCAACGGUAAACUUUCAUAAAUAAAAAUAUAUGGUCCUGUUUAUUUCUCUAUUCCUUCUUUAAAGGACUCUUCUUCACCACCAUUUCCCCAAAACAAGUAAUUUCAUUUUCAUUACAUUUUUUAAAAUUAUUAUUGUCCUCUAAAGUCAACCAAAUGUCUUAAUAUUUGAUGAUCUGGGAAUCAAUUCGUCGUUGAUUCUGUUUGCACACUUAUUGUCGAUGGAUUUUCUACUUGGAAGAAGAAAUAAAUGAAGAUGGCUGAAACGGAGCGACGGACAAAGAAUCAGUGGCUGAGUUCUGAACCAUCUUCAACAGUCGAAAUCAACGGUCACGAUUUGUUCAUCGCGGAACCAAUGAUAACCCAUAUUAAUGGGAGUGAAUUCUGUGCUCCUCAGCGUCAAAAAGAUAACAAUGCGUGCAAUUUGAAUCUAGGGAUAGGAGAGAAGACUUUCUCUGCUGCCGGUGCCGCCUUUUUAUCCGCCAUUAUCGUUAAUCCUCUCGAUGUUGUCAAGACAAGGUUGCAAGCUCAAGCUGCCGGAGUACCUUAUUCGCAUCCACUAAGUAAUCUUAUUGGUCAAAUGGCAUAUUUUGGACCGAACACGAUGUUUGCGGAUUUAAGAUGCUCACCAUCAUGCACACGUGCUGGAGUCCAUGGUACAGUAGCAAUUUGUCCUCCUGAUUGUUUUCAAUACAAAGGAACAUUAGAUGUCUUCAACAAGAUAAUUCGCCAGGUUGGUGUUGCAAUAACCUUAAGAAAUGUUCUGCAGGAGGGAUUUUCUAGGUUGUGGAGAGGGACUAAUGCAGGCCUGGCCUUGGCUGUACCAACUGUGGGAAUCUAUUUACCUUGCUAUGAUAUAUUCCGCAACUGGAUGGAGGGGCUUGCAGCAGAACAUAUACCUAUUGUGACUCCCUAUGUUCCUUUGGUUGCUGGUUCAUCGGCAAGAUCAAUAGCCUGCGCAACAUGCUACCCUAUUGAGCUUGCUAGAACACGCAUGCAGGCAGUUAAGGACACUCAAAUCCAAAAGAAGCCUCCUGGAGUUUUUAGUACCCUUCUUGGAGUCCUCUCCAAUGUAAAGGGCACAAACCCUCAGAACAGUUCUCUAGGUUAUCGUGUCUUAUGGACUGGCAUGGGAGCACAGCUUGCUCGUGAUGUUCCUUUCUCUGGAAUUUGUUGGUCAACCCUUGAACCUGUGAGUUUCCAUUUGUUAGAACUUGAAACUCCUAUGGUCAUCUACUUCCUUCCUGCCACAAGUAACAUAACUUAUCAAAGGCCCGACAAAUGCAUUCCAAACUAAAUGGGACCAUUCAGGAGUUUGUUAGCAAGGCCUUAGAUGCGUACAUGAAAGAACGGGAAAAUCAAGAUUUCAAAUAUUAGUAAUCUUGGUCCAAGAAACCAAAUCUUGCAGCCAAAGCGCAUUGGAUCUCCGUUACGAGCAUCAACGAUUCAAUUUCAGUAGGAGAUGGAUCACAAGCUCAAAUUCUUGAAGGCAAGGCCCAAUAAGAAGAUUCCAAGCCCAAUCAAGAAAUCCACCCAUACUUAGUUGAAAAUCAGGCCAAAUUGUCAAAGUGGCCCAAGUUGUAAAGUUU